CCGGGGCAGCGGAGCGCUCCCUGCGUGUGGGGCCGGGGCUGCGAAACUGAAAGCCAUCUUAAACAUACCAGGUGCAGAGCACAGUACAGUAACCAUGAAUGACAUUGCACAGAAAACUGAGAUUCUGCUUUCUUCAUCUAAACCCGUCCAAAAGUCCUAUGUGCCCAAGCUUCACAAGGGUGAUGUAAAGGAUAAAUUUGAAGCAAUGCAGAAAGCAAGGGAAGAAAGAAAUCAAAGGAGAUCUAGAGAUGAAAAGCAAAGAAGAAAAGAACAAUAUGUUAGAGAGAGAGAAUGGAACAGGAGAAAGCAGGAGAUGAAAGAACUGCUUGGAUCUGAUGAAGAUGAUGACACCAAACUAUCUAAAACAGAAAAGGGUUAUGUUCCAAAGCUCAUAGGAACUGUUAAAGGCAAGUUUGCAGAAAUGGAGAAGCAAAGGCAAGAAGAAGAAAGAAAAAGAACAGAAGAAGAAAGAAAGCGCAGAAUUGAACAAGAUAUGAUUGAGAAAAGAAAAAUUCAAAGAGAAUUGGCAAAAAAGGCACAGGAGAUUGAUGACUUUAACAAUACGGGAACUGAAUCAGCAGCUGAGGAAGGGGAUGAUUCACUGCUAGUUACAGUAGUGCCUGUAAAAAGCACCAGGACAUCUGGGAAGAUGAAAAUAAACUCUGAGAACACAGGAAAGGAGAGAGCAGAACAAGGAAAGACACAGGAUGAAGAAAUGGCGCUAAAAGAUGAGAAACAAAACCAACUCCUUAAGGAACCCAAGUGCCUUUCAUUAGUCCAGGGUGAAAAUGAAAACAGUGAAACUCAAGAUGCUCUGUCUCCUGGUAAGCUGAAAGUGACAUUUGAAGAACUGGAAAGACAAAGACAGGAGAACCAAAGGCGGCAAGCAGAGGAAGAAGCAAGGCAGCGUUUGGAAGAGGAAAAGCGUGCCUUUGAAGAAGCCAGGCAGAGAAUGAUAAAUGAAGGUGGUGAUGAAGAAUCUGAAAAUGCUGUUAAAGAAUUCCGCCCUGGUAAACUCAGACUCAGUUUUGAGGAGAUAGAAAGGCAGAGGAGAGAAGAGGAAAAGAGGAAAGCAGAAGAGGAUGCACGACGACGCAUAGAAGAGGAGAAAAGAGCAUUUGCUGAAGCAAGGAAGAACAUGCAGGUGCUGGAUGAUGAAUCACCAGAAAUGUUUAAAACCUUUUCUCAAGAAUCUCUCAUACCUGGUAAACUGGAAAUUAAUUUUGAGGAGUUGCUGAAACAAAAAAUGGAGGAGGAAAAGAGGCGCACAGAAGAAGAGCGUAGGCAAAAGUUGGAAAUGGAAAGGCAAGAAUUUAAACAGCUGAGACAAGAAAUGGGACAGCUGGAAGAAGAGGCUGAAACUUUUGAGUUAAGCAAAGAAUAUGAAGAAUUGAUGAAGCUAAAAAGAAGCGGUUCUAUCCAGGCAAAGAACUUAAAAAGCAAGUUUGAAAAAAUAGGACAACUGUCUCAAGAAGAAAUACAGAAGAAGAUUGAAGAAGAGCGGGCAAAGAGAAGAGCCAUGGAUAAAGAAAUCAGAGAAAGGGAAGCUGAAAAAUUUCAAGAGGAUGAUGAUGUAGAUGUGACACCAGCCAUGAAAUCUGAGGCUCCAUUUACUCACAAAGUGAACAUGAAGGCUCGUUUUGAGCAAAUGGCAAGAGCCAGAGAAGAAGAGGAGCAGAGGAGGAUUGAGGAGCAGAAAUUACUACGCAUGCAGUUUGAGCAAAAAGAAAUCGAUGCAGCAUUACAAAAGAAAAGGGAAGAGGAAGAAGAAGAAGAGGGAAGCAUUAUUAAUGGUUCUACUUGUGAAGAUGAGGAUCAGGCUCGAUCUGGAGCUCCCUGGUUCAAGAAGUCACUGAAAAACACAUCAGUUGUUGACGGCGAGCCAGUGAGAUUUACAGUUAAAAUUACUGGAGAACCAAAACCUGAAGUUACAUGGUGGUUUGAAGGGGAAAUGUUGCAGGACUCUGAGGACUAUCAAUAUAUUGAAAGAGGAGAAACCUACUGCCUUUACUUGCCAGAAACCUUCCCAGAAGAUGAAGGGGAAUAUAUGUGUAAAGCAGUCAACAAUAGAGGCUCAGCUGCUAGCACCUGUAUUCUCACCAUUGAAACUGAUGACUACUAAUGCUCUACUUUAGCUGGAAUCUUUCUUCCCCUCCACUUUCUUACUGCAUCAUCUCUUUCUCUGAUGGGGCCAACUAAAGAAAGCAAGGAUGUGCAUUAAUUUGUCAUUCCUGCAUCAGAUAAGAAUAUACCCUUCAAAUUGUGAGAAUUCCCUACUCAAUGCAAAAACUAGUAUCAAAGGCUGAAACUAAAAGGAAUCAAUGCAUGAAAGAUCAACUGAAGGAAAAAGCUGAAUUAUCACAGUGCUCCAGCAUUUGAAGACCAACUCUUGUGUAAGAGAAUAAAGCUGAAUACACGAUCUGGAACUUGUGUAGUAGUGUAAAUCUGCUGGUGUAUCCUGCAUGAGCACUGAAUAUUUAAGCUGUUUUACCUUAUCCCAGAGGCACUGAACUGGCAAAGGAAAUACUUCCUGAUGAUUUUCAAAAACCCAAGUGUACUAUUUUUAAAGAAUAAAAGAUGACAUAAGUGCUCA
This is a messenger RNA of Melospiza georgiana, 2593 nucleotides long. RefSeq names its product nexilin F-actin binding protein (gene NEXN). NCBI's taxonomy places the organism in Eukaryota, Metazoa, Chordata, Aves, Passeriformes, Passerellidae. The transcript is spliced from 14 exons. The coding region runs from base 95 to 2122 and encodes 675 amino acids. Gene Ontology annotation, biological process: mitochondrial fusion. The record is from RefSeq and is a predicted model, not a curated record.